This is a messenger RNA of Hyposmocoma kahamanoa, 1182 nucleotides long. It is a transcript of the gene hts, whose product is annotated as protein hu-li tai shao-like. The record is from RefSeq and is a predicted model, not a curated record. Gene Ontology annotation, cellular component: postsynaptic density; cytoskeleton; plasma membrane. The coding region runs from base 1 to 1023 and encodes 340 amino acids. The transcript is spliced from 12 exons. Lineage: Eukaryota; Metazoa; Arthropoda; Insecta; Lepidoptera; Cosmopterigidae. Gene Ontology annotation, molecular function: actin filament binding.
AUGGAUACACCAUGGGUGGACGCUAACAACGACGAGUGGGUACAAGAUGGGUCGCCGGCGCAUUCAGGCACGCCGGUUAAGAUUGACACUCUGCAAUUUGUUCCGAAGAAUACCAACCCAAAGGAGUUCAAGGCAUUGCAACAACAGAUAAAGGACAACCGUCGUGCAGACAAAAUCAGCGCUGGUCCCCAGUCUCAUAUCCUCGAAGGCGUGUCCUGGGACGAAGCUAGCAAGCUGGUGGGUGAAGAUGCUGCCAAUACGCAUACCGGAGAUCACGUUGUGCUGAUGGGUGCGGCAUCCAAGGGCAUAAUCCAGCGUGGUUACCAGCACCACGCCACCGUGUACAGCGCACCAUACGCGCGCAACCCCUUCGACCACAUCUCUGACAGGGAGAUUGACGAGUACCGGCGUAUCGUGGAGCGCAAGCAGCGAUCUGAUUAUGACACAGACCUGUCUGAAUCGGAAGCGAUCUCGGCUGCGCAAAUAACAUCACCAGCUAGCGCGCCUUCGGAGACCGAAGAGGAGUCUCGCGAUGAGCACCGCGUAUUGAGAAUAGAAACGAAGCAAGCCCCAAUCAGGAGCCAGCCUGAAGUUGUGCUCUCCGACGUGGAUACGACAGACUUCCUGCACGCGGAACGGGCGCACGCCGACCGGACUAGAGACCAACGCGAUCCAAAUCUUCUGUCUGACGAUGAAGUGUUCUUCGAAUCUUCUGUGUCGACUGUGACGUCAUCAGUGACGUCACCAGUGGUUUCCGAGCCGAGGCAGCCUGUGGUUAUUAUCAAACCUCCUGCUGUUGUUCAUCAGACCGUUGUUAGAGGCGAGCAUACAGUGAAUGGUGAUCAUUCUGACGCGCAUCAGAGCACAUUCUCCCACAGCAGUAAAGAGGGCUCUCCUUCCAAGGAAGUAUCGACAGAGGACUCUCCGAAGAAGGACAAGAAGAAGAAGAAGGGCCUCCGGACGCCUUCGUUCCUCAAGAAGAAGAAAGAGAAGAAGAAGUCGUCCACGCCACAGCCCGCCUAGAGAUAAACCUACAAAUCUACACUGCCAUCUUCGCUUUCAUUACGUAUAACUGUAAUCGUGAGGUUCUACCGCUUUCUAUUAUUAUGUAUAUAAAAUUAAAAACACCGAACGAUCGCUCCACGCUUUGACAGUAGAAUAGCACACAUUGAUAUAUAUAUA